AUGGGAGGAUGCGUGGCGACGUUGAUGGUGCGACGAGGUCGCGCGUGCGAGGUGCCGGAUCGCUACAUUGAGGAGCGCCGCCGCUACGGGCCCUUGGCCGUGGCGUGCGCCCCGCCGGAGGAUGACGCCUCGUCCGCCGUGUACCGCGUUGCCGGGGUCACGGAUGAGGAACACGGCCGGAUUUGCAGGGAGUGGUACGAGGGGGAAAACAUGUUGCAGCGGCUGGAGAAGGCCUGCGCGGAGCGGGGUGACCGGCGUGCGAUCGCGUACCGCACCGUUCAGAAGGUUGAGACGGAGGAGCGAACGGACUCCACGGGGCGCGCGCGGAAGUGGCAGGUGACCUACCUCAACGAUCCGACGUACAUGAGCUACGGGGAUCUCUGGGAGAGGAUUAUCGCCUUUGGCAAGGGGCUCCGCGAGUUGGGGCUGGCGGAAGGCGCCGCCAUGGCCAUCUAUGAGGACUCGCGCUGGGAAUGGCUGACCUCGCUGCUCGCUGCCUGGACACAGAGCAUGGUCGGUGUGACGGUGUACGCAAACCUCGGUGAGGCAGCCUUGCUGCACGCGCUAAUGCAGGCCGAGUGUCCUGCUAUUGUAUGUAAUGGGAAAUCGGUCACAACGCUGCUGCCCCUUCUGCGCAGGGCAAAACUGGACCGUACCGUCGUGAUUUACCUCGACGUGCUUCCUGCCGGCCUCGAUGCCGAGGGCAUGAAGCUGGUUCCAUGGAGCGCUGUUUUAAACGCGGGUCGUCAGAGUUCUUUUACCCACUGCGUACCGAGUGACUGCAAUCGCACCGCGCUCAUUAUGUACACAAGCGGCACGGAGGCAGAGCCAAAGGGCGUCAUUCACACCUUUGGCUCACUUAACGCCGGUGCAGCCGCUCUUGGCGAUCGUUUAAGUGAGUUAACAGGACCGAAGGAGGAGGGGGAGACGUAUCUUGUUUACCUGCCACUGGCCCACAUUCUGGAGUUUAUUUGCGAGAUGAUCAUGCUAACCCGUGGGUCGCUCCUGUGCUACGGUAACCCCCGCACCCUCACCGACGUGAGCGCACGACCGCGGGGGGACUUGGCCGAAUUUAAGCCCAUGCUGUUCGUGGGUGUCCCACGCAUCUUUGAGACCAUACGAAAGACGGUGCUGAGCCAACUCCCGCCCGUGGGUAGUGUAAAGCGCUCUGUUUUUGACGCCGCCUACGCCGCGCGGUUGCAGGCGAUACGGGAGGGAAGGGACACACCCUUCUUGAAUGAAAAGGUGUUUAAGCUCCCGCGGGCCAUGUUUGGGGGCAAAGUGCGAGGCAUCGUCAGCGGUGGUGCCCCGCUUGGUGACAAGACGCAGGAGUUCAUGAACGUCGUGUUCGGUAUUCCCAUGGCACAGGGGUAUGGCCUGACGGAAACGUGUUGCAACGCGACGGUGCAGCGGACGGGUGAGUUGUACCCGGCCGCAGGUCAGUUAUUGAAGGGCAUUGAGGCGAAGCUGUGCGACACAGAGGAGUACAAGCACACAGACAAGCCUCACCCACGUGGUGUGCUUCUGCUGCGCGGCCCAUCCCUUUUCAAGGGCUACCUGAAGCAGGAGAAGCUAACACAUGAGCUGGUUAACGAGCAGAGUGGGUGGUUCCAAACGGGUGAUGUGGUGGAGAUCGACGAUAGCGGGAAUAUGCGCAUUAUUGGCCGCGUGAAGGCGCUGGCAAAAAAUCUAUUGGGGGAAUACAUUCCCCUCGAGUUCCUGGAGGCCCUGUAUGGGCAGCAUGAGCUGGCGUGCCCGAACGGCGUCUGCGUGCUUGUCCACCCGCAGCGUGCGUACAUCUGCGCCCUUGUCCUGACGGAGGAGCCGCGGGCAAUGAAGUUUGCUGCCGCCAACAAAAUCCCUGGCACCUGGCCGGAGGUGUUGCAGGAGCCGCUGUUUCAACAACGCGCGGCGGCGGCGCUCGCGGCGCUGGCGAAGGCGGAGGGACGUUGCCAGUUUGAGCUGCUGCGGCACGUGCGGGUGCUGGGCGAGGAGUGGACGCCGGAGAACGGGAUCCUCACGGCGUCGAUGAAGAUUCGCCGCUCCGCCGUCGACACGCGCUACGCGGACGUCAUUGAGGAGCUCUUUGUGAGCGAGUGA
This is a messenger RNA of Trypanosoma conorhini, 2100 nucleotides long. RefSeq names its product putative fatty acyl CoA syntetase 1. The record is from RefSeq and is a predicted model, not a curated record. NCBI's taxonomy places the organism in Eukaryota, Euglenozoa, Kinetoplastea, Trypanosomatida, Trypanosomatidae. Gene Ontology annotation, cellular component: membrane; endoplasmic reticulum. Gene Ontology annotation, molecular function: long-chain fatty acid-CoA ligase activity. The coding region runs from base 1 to 2100 and encodes 699 amino acids. The transcript has a single exon.